GAACAAGGAGGUUUUUUGAUGCCUUGCGCCUUUCCAAUGAUCAAAAUCAUGAUGUUUUGCUGCCGUCUCUCAUUGGAAAGGCGCAAGAAGACGUCGUUGACGUUGCCAUGAUUGACGAGGAAGACAGUCGUCCUGGUUUAUUCUCUGACGAGGAAGACGUCGAAGCUGGUGUCGUACAACCGACACAAUCUCAAUCGCAAAAAUCCUCGCAUACUCCCAAUUAUACUAAAAAGAAAGCUGAAACAGAACGUAAUGAAACCUUAUCGUGGUCUAGUCGAGCGCGCAAAGUCAUGAACAAAACAUCCCUGCUAAAGGGUCAGCGGUAUCCACUUUACUUGUUCCCUUAUCUCGCCUCGCACUUGGCACAGGCCACUUUGAUCAUGAAAACGGUACCAACCCGAUAGUGAUAUAGUUCUUUUGGGAAUACUUGAUUUAAUAGCAGCUUCACAACUACGCUGUAGCUACGUGGUCUCAGUUAAAGUUAUACCACAGUUUUGGAUUUUUAUUUGGAGGUCGAAGUUUUGGCUUUUUAUUGGCAGUUUCGACCUGGUAUUUUAGCACGAAGAAGAAAAGCACCAGAGGUGGUUAAGAAGAAGGUUAGGUCUUAGCACGUCACAGGAAGUGGUCGUCUGCAUCUUGAACUUGGUCGCGCGCUGGAAAAAGAUUUAGAGUUUUCCCAUCAACAAGAGAAACACGAGUGUCAGUGAAAGGUAGAAGUCCAGCUUCCUUUUGUGUAGUACUUACUCAAAGUCAACAACAUGUCUCAAGAACCUCUCCUUGACCGUGAACAACUCGGUGUUGAUCCUCGACAUCGAGAAGGCGCCGGAUUACGCGUUCCAGGGAAGAAAAGCGAAAACGCAAACGCCACAAGUGUGGUUGCAGGACCACCUGAACCUGCGCGGCCGCCAUCUCCUGAAAUAACACCACCUCCAGGCAACCACGAGGAACGCAGACGCGAUGGCAAUCUGAUGCUUGCAGUGUUGCUGGCUGCAUUCAUCCUAGCCUUCGGCACAGCCUGUCUCUGCGUGGCGACGUUUUUCAAAUUGGGCAUUCAAAGAGGCAGUUACGCACCAGUGGACACGGACGUCUAUCGGGAAAUACAGGUGAAUGAAACGAGGUAUGAAGAACGAAGUGGCAUUGUAGACGUUGACGUUGCGGUCAGUGAUCUUCAUCUUGAUGUUGACGCCUUGUUCUACUUCUUGUUGACGUGGGUGACUCACAGUCAUGAUAGUCACACUAGCACCUACGUGAACAUUUUUGAUUACAUGAAUCAUUCGUAUUCGUAUCUAUGAAUCAAAAAUAGAGUAAAAGUGAAGAUCACAGUGGCUGAAAAGUUUUACCUUUUACCCCCCGCCACGACAUUUCUUCAUAUCCUCGCACUCUUGUUGAUGCGUCCUCGUACAUUUGGGACUUGUGUUGGAGAUCCUAUAGACAAGACACCACUCCGUUGGGAUUGCGAUGCUAUCCUGGCUGGCGGAAUUUGCUGCUUCAAUCGCUACCUCGCAGAGCCUAGUGACUACUGGCAGAGAAACGAGGAGUUUCAAAAGGACAUUGCUCGGAGACGUCAGGAGGAGAUCAUGAAGAGCGUUAUUAGUGACGACGACGACGACGUACGAAAAGAAAAAUACCAGGAAAAAGCGAAAGGUGAGCAGGAUGUUGCCGCGGAUGCGCAUAGGGAGCAGUUCAAAGUUGUAAACAGAAAGUCUGAAGAUGGAGUUGUUGUAUAUGAUCAACUUACAACAUGGCUCGAGCAAGUUCAAGAACAACAGAAAAACGCAGCUGCCGACCCGAUCACAUUCUACGACACAAUUACGAGCAAGCCGUUAUUUCGUGCACCUGUAGAACGGUCUUGGGAUGCUUGGAUCGCGGAGUGUGAGAAAUAUGGAUGGCCAAGCUUUCGGGAUGAAGAAGUGGUGUUUGUAGAAGACGAAGAGGAAAGUCAGGCCAAGACUGCCUCCGCCUCACCAGAUGCAGAUCAUGAAAAGAUCAUACGGGGAACAAAAAGUUUCGUACGCGUCUUACCCGACGGGGAAACAGUAAGUGUUGAUGGGACCCAUCUAGGCCAUAACCUUCCGGAUGCGGAUGGUAAUCGCUAUUGCAUUAAUCUUGUGAGCAUUGCGGGCAGGGCAUAAGAAAUGAAUGCAGGGGAUAAGAAAUGAAUUUGAUAAAUGGACAUCUGAGUCCUACGCAAUACAUAGUACUUUUAUUGAAUGGGACGACAAUUCUAUUUCUACUACUUGUCUUACGAAAG
This is a messenger RNA of Amoebophrya sp. A25, 2251 nucleotides long. The record is from the annotation of a GenBank genome assembly. NCBI's taxonomy places the organism in Eukaryota, Dinophyceae, Syndiniales, Amoebophryaceae.